AAACACAAGAGACACACACAUACUCUCUCUCUCUCUCUCUAACAUACUCUCCUCUAGCUUUUCACAAACGCAAAAACACAGUUACAGGAUCAGGUAGUGAUGGUGAUCAUGAAACCUGAGAAAUCCCUAUCAACGACCAUGAAUGCAAGAAUCAUGGGUUCCGGAAAAGAAACUCUGGUUCUAGCUCAUGGCUAUGGCGGAGAUCAGUCUGUUUGGGACAAGCUUUUGCCUCAACUCACUCAGACCUAUCAAGUUCUUGUUUUCGACUGGAGCUUCUCCGGCGCCAUUAAAGAUCCAAACACUCUCUUUGAUCCUCUCAAAUAUUCCACUUAUGAUGCUUUUUCCGAUGACCUAAUCGCCCUUCUUGAAGAGUUGAACUUGGAUUCAACUGUUUUCGUCGGCCACUCUAUGUCUGGCAUGAUCGGAUGCAUUGCUUCCAUCAAAAAGCCUCACCUCUUCACAAACCUCAUCCUUGUUGCAUCAUCUCCAAGGUACGUAAAUUCUGAAGGUUACGAAGGAGGAUUUGAUAUCACAUACAUUGAACAAUUAUUCUCUAGUAUAGAAUCGAACUAUGACGAGUGGGCAUCUGGUUUUCCUUCUGUUGUUAUUGACAAAAAUGAUCAAGAAUCUGUCAAAAAGUUUGAGAAAAUCUUGAAAAGAAUGAAACCCGAGAUUGCCCUUUCAACAGCCAAAACCGUAUUUCUAUCGGACCAUCGUGACAUCCUUGAAAAGGUUGUGAUCCCAUGCACCAUAGUCCAAACAACAAACGAUAUCGUGGUUCCCAUCCAAGUUGUUGAGUACAUGAAGAAGAUGAUCAGGGGAGAAUCAGUGGUCGAGAUGAUUAAUACUGACGGACAUUUUCCUCAACUAACUGCCCCUCUUAAGCUUAUCGAAAUAUUUGAUAGAGUGAUGAAGAUUUGAAUUCGGGAUAAGGGUACUUCAUUAAUUUUCUUCUUUUUUUUUCAGAAUUUAUUUUCUAUUUUGGAGCAUUAGCCGUUUGAAAAUAGUAUAUUAUCAUAUCUAUGUGUGUGGUGGUUGGUCUGCGGUAGAUAUGUUAAGAUGGCCUUGUGGUCAUCGUAUUGUUUCAAUUGAAUUUGUUGACUUUUUUAGUCAAACUAUACGACUUAUAGAAUUUUGUCAUAAAUGUGUUUGUAGUGUUUGAAAACAAUUUGUUUUUGAUC
Molecule: messenger RNA, 1181 nt
Organism: Cynara cardunculus var. scolymus (artichoke)
Lineage: Eukaryota; Viridiplantae; Streptophyta; Magnoliopsida; Asterales; Asteraceae
Product: strigolactone esterase D14
Exons: 2
Coding region: 100-921 (273 amino acids)
Source: RefSeq, a predicted model, not a curated record